UCAAGUAGAGAAAGAAGAAGAAGAAAUCAUUAAUUUUAGUUUAGAAACUUAAUUAUAAAAAUUGAAUUCAACACUGAUAUAAGCUUCUUGAAAGUUUAAAAGUAUUCCAUUAUGAGUGAAGAAAAUAUUUCUGAUAUGAAUGGAGCAUACUUCGACAGUUAUGAAGAUUUAGAAAUUCACCAGUUAAUGCUUACGGAUAAACCCCGCCAAGAAGCCUAUCAAAAUGCCAUUCUCGGUAACCGAAGUUUGUUUGAGGGUAAAACGGUCCUCGACGUUGGAACUGGCACGGGUAUUUUGUCGAUUUUCUGUGCCCAGGCUGGUGCCAGAAAAGUGUUUGCUGUAGAUGCAUCGAACGUGGCCCGGCUUGCUCGAGAAGUAGUUCGAGAGAAUGGAUUUGAAGAAGUGAUCGACGUUUUCGAAUGUAGAAUCGAAGAAUUUCAGCUACCAAAUGGUUAUGAAAAAGUAGAUAUAAUCGUAUCCGAGUGGAUGGGAUUCUAUCUGUUGCACGAAGGGAUGCUGGAUUCGGUCAUAUACGCUAGAGAUAAAUUUUUGAAACCAGAUGGGUUGAUGUUCCCGGAUACGGCAACAAUUUUCGUGGCCCCCUGUAGUGUACCAAGUCGAUUCGAUGAACUCGAACAGCUCACCGGAGUCAGUAUGAAAUGCUUUGGCAGAGAAUUGCGGAAACAAAAGUCUGACAAGCCAGAGAUCAUGAGUGUUAGCGAUCAACAACUUCUUCAUGAAGGACAUAUUAUGACGUGGUUCGACUUAACAGAAAUCAGCAUCGAUGAUUUAAAUGCCUUUGAUAUGAAAGAGGUGUUGAUAAUACAGAAAUCAGGAAAAUUCCAAGGAGUAUGUCUUUGGUUCGAUUGCUCUUUUCCUAGUUCUGAUAGUAACCACAUGGCAAACGAAGUUGUACUUUCAACGAAUCCACGUUGUCCCCCAACUCACUGGAAACAAAGUGUGAUUCUACUUCCGGAAAAUGCUUGCGAAAUUGUCGAAAGGCAAGAUCCUAUCGCUUUCAGUUUGAAUUUGACAAGAAAUGCUGAUCAUCGUCGAAGGUACAAUCUUCAACUCACAUUAUUGGACGCAGAAAAGGAAGAACAUGGCUUGCCCUGCGACUGUGUGAUGACCAAAUGCAUUCUUAUGAAAGCGCAUUUGCAAAAAAUGGAAGUGGAUCACAACAAUUGAUUAAUGAAAAAUAGAACUUUCUAAUUAAAACUGGUUUGUGUAUUGUUACUGAACCAAUAGUUGAAAUCCAACCGAAGCAAAAGUUGAGAUAAUGGUGCACUGCUAGCUCCAGCUUUCAAUCCAAUAAGAAGUUUAAAAAGAGAGUCAACGUGGUUAUUGAAACUGAAAUGAUAAAAAAAAAUCAAAAUACUUUCUCAAACACUAAAUCAGGAUACUCACGCUUGUUCAUACCCGCUAAAUUCUUGUCGCUCAAUUUUAGUCAUCGGAUCUUUGCAGUUAUUACAGAAUGAACAAAACUUGUCAACUAAGCCCAGAAGUCUGUCCAGCACCACUAGAACAGGGUUUUCAUUCACCUGAAUAAACCCGGUAGUGGACAUCUCAUUUUCAGUUGUGUUUGAGAGUAGAAAACACAAGCUCAAGA
Molecule: messenger RNA, 1609 nt
Organism: Uranotaenia lowii
Lineage: Eukaryota; Metazoa; Arthropoda; Insecta; Diptera; Culicidae
Gene: Art8
Exons: 3
Coding region: 112-1188 (358 amino acids)
Biological process (GO): peptidyl-arginine methylation
Cellular component (GO): nucleus
Molecular function (GO): protein-arginine N-methyltransferase activity
Source: RefSeq, a predicted model, not a curated record